GGGCUGUAGUGGAGGGGGCAGGGCGCGAGGUAUCAUGGAGGAUCAGUAGGCAACCUGCGGCCAACAGAGAAGGGCAGCCACAGCUCUGAUCCCGGGGACUUUCGCAACUGUUCGUUGCUCGCUUCUGAACAACCACACGGUAUAUUCACCAUGGACAUGAAGAAGAGGAUCACUUUAGAGCUGCGGAACCGGAGCCCUGCAGAGAUUGUUGAGCUAGUCGUUGACAACAGUCGCUCUGCUGAUGGGGAGGUCGAAGGUCUGACGGACGAUUUCACGGCGCUUGAGUUCCUCAGUAUGGUCAACGUGGGUCUGAGCUCACUGGCUAAGAUUCCUUCACUGCCAAAACUACGUAAGUUGGAGCUGAGUGACAACAACCUGUCUGGCUCUCUAGAGACUCUUGCAGAGAAAUGUCCCAAUCUGACCUAUCUCAACUUGAGCGGGAACAAGAUCAAAGAGCUGAGCACUCUGGAGGCUCUGCAAAACCUGAAGAACCUGCAGAGUUUGGAUCUGUUCAACUGUGAGAUCACGUCUCUGGAGGAGUACAGGGAGAGCGUGUUCGAGUUACUUCCUCAGGUCACCUACUUAGACGGCUUUGAUCAGGAGGACAACGAGGCUCCGGACUCCGAUGCCAACGAUGAAGAUGAAGAUGGUGAGGAUGGGGCGGGGCCAACCGGCGAUUACGGCGAGGAUGACGAUGAAGAGGAGGAGGAGGAUGGCUCAGAAGGAGGAGAGGUGGGGCUGAGCUUUCAGGUGAACCAGGGCAAUCAGGAGGACUAUGAGGACGAGGAAGACUAUGCAGACGAGGAUGAGGAACAGGCGGGCGCUCAGGGACAGAAGAGGAAGAGAGACGUAGAAGAUGAAGGGGAAGAUGACGACGACGACGAUGAAGACAACUAGUCGCUCCGUGGGACCAACGUCUGCGAGUCCCGUCCCGACUCCCCCGGACCCGACUUCCAUCCGGCGGCGCCUGCCGUUCUCAGAUAGUUGGUUUCAGUUUGUUAUAGAAUCACUUGUUGUUUUUAGAUCAAAUAAGAAAUUUAUAGAGAUUUUAUCUGAACUUUACCUGCUGGCUCCGGCCGAAGAGUCCACAAGUUUCCCUUUAAAAACCCGAUUCAGGUCCGAACUGUGGUCUUCUCCGGUAGGUCUGCACCCCCAACGUCUCAUUGGACAACUGAAGUCUGGCUGCGGCAAUCAGGUCUUCAAAGCACAGGAGAUCAACCAGAAAAGUUUGGUUUUAUUUAGAUUUUCUGUCAGAUCUUCAGGGACAACUUUUACAAUCCUGCUGGCUUCCAGUGCUGACUCAGCAGCUUAGUCUCACACUGGAUUUUAAAUUUAAAGGAACAAAUAAUGAACUUUUGUUUGUCUGGUUUCUGAUCUGUUGCUCAGCUGGUGUUGCGUGGGUCCUUGAAUCAUGUAAGAACGAAACAGCGAUCAGCUCAUGUAGCCACCAGCACCAUCAGUAGAAGCGUUUCUGUGUGUUUCUGUAGCUUUUAAACAAACGCCGCAGCAAGCUGAGUCCCACCAGAUGAGUUUGAUGUAAACCAUUCAGGUCCUGCCGUCAGCUCGGUUUUAUUUAUCUAUUUAUCUUGUUUUGGGUGUGUUUGUGUUCUCUGUUGGAACUUCUCUGGUUUGUUUUAAAGCCAUUUUGUGGUUAUUCAUACAAAAUUCUGCUGAUGUAGCGUCAUGAUAGUCACGAGCUCUUAUGAACACAGGGUCAACACACACACAGUGGUUUCAUAGACGUACGGGGACCUUAAUAUUUCAGAUCAUUGAAACCACAAACUGACCUUAAAAUAACCACAAAUAAAUCUUUAACUCGUUACUUUAUCUUCUAGAUCAAAACCUUUAAAGUUUUUUGUUUUAAUCACUACAGACCCUUCGGCAGAAACAGGAAGUAAACACGUGUUCUCAGGAACCACCAGUUCACCUUUUUUUUGUGUUUGUUUGUUUGUUUGUUGUUUAACUCCUGAGCUACUAAUUAUAAACAGAAUUUACACCAAAUCUUAUUAGCAGCUGUAAAAAUAACAAUGGAGACGUUUGGUUCAUAUCUGCUAUGGAAGGAGCAUCUGGUGGACUCCUGCUCCACCUGGUUAUCGUUAGACCCUGCUGUACUUUAAAUCCUGGUGUUUGUAUUCUAGCGUGUGUUUCAUUCAGUUUAGAACUGUGUGUGUGUGUGUGUGUGUGUGUGAUGCUCGUGAGCGAGUGGCAUUAGCUCUAUGGAUUUUGUUUUUGUUAACCGUGUUCCGUUUUUUUUUUUGGUUUCUAUGUUUUAUUAAUAAUGGCUGUUAAUAUUUUUAUCCUUUUAAAUGACAGAGUGGCUGACGCUCCCCUAUAGGUGGGUAAAAUCGCCACAUCUCGGGCUCCGUUUGGAGCAGCCUGACAGCUCUCCUCGACCACCUCCUGCUUUUUGUUUUAUACAUUUUGCAUCCUCGGCUAACGGCCUCGUGAGUUUUAUCAAAGGGAGGCGUCUUUACAUCAGUUAAACUUGUUAUCAGCUGAAUUAUCUAUUUAUUUGCAGCUUUCUGCUGUAUUUUAUGAUCUCUGUCAGAUCAGCAUUAACAGUGUUCAUUAUUAAAAUAUAUUUAUAUUUACUUUUAAAUCACUUCACAA
Molecule: messenger RNA, 2610 nt
Organism: Nothobranchius furzeri (turquoise killifish)
Lineage: Eukaryota; Metazoa; Chordata; Actinopteri; Cyprinodontiformes; Nothobranchiidae
Gene: anp32e
Product: acidic (leucine-rich) nuclear phosphoprotein 32 family, member E
Biological process (GO): regulation of apoptotic process
Cellular component (GO): nucleus
Molecular function (GO): histone binding; phosphatase inhibitor activity
Source: RefSeq, a predicted model, not a curated record